GCGCGGCCGCACGACUGGUCAGAAACUUCUAACUACCAUUACCGACUACAACUUACAGACAUGCCUCCAGCAGCAGUGCCCGACGAGGCGCCCAAGAGGAACCUUCGUGUAGCCAUAAUAGGGCAGAGCCAGUUCGCAGCUGAGGUGUUCAAGCUGCUGCAGAAGGAUGGUCACGAGGUGGUGGGAGUGUUCACAGUGCUGGACAAGGGGAACCGAGAGGAUCCACUGGCGACCAUCGCGGCUCAAAACGGAAAACCAGUUUUCAAAUACAAGACAUGGAGAGUCAAAGGGAAAGUGAUACCGGAAAUACUUGAAGAAUACAAAUCGGUCAACGCAGACAUCAACGUCCUUCCGUUCUGUACCCAGUUCAUACCCAUGGAGGUGAUCCUGCACCCCAAGUACGAGAGUAUCUGCUACCACCCUAGCAUCUUGCCCCGACACAGAGGAGCAUCGUCUAUUAACUGGACACUUAUUGAGGGCGACACAACUUGCGGUCUGACGAUAUUCUGGGCUGAUGACGGCCUGGACACCGGUCCUAUACUGCUGCAGAGGAGUUUCCCCUGCACCAGAGAUGACACGGUGGAUACGAUAUAUAACAAAUACUUGUAUCCAGAAGGUAUCAAGGCACUGGCAGAGGCAGUCAACAUGGUAGCCAGCGGUACUGCACCCAAAAUCACACAACCUGAAGAAGGGGCUUCCUAUGACCCCGCUCUCUUCAAACCCGAAACACACCUGAUCGAUUGGACUAAAGGCGGUGAAGCGUUACACAAUUUCAUAAGAGGUCUGGACUCUUCCCCUGGUGCCACCACAUUCAUAAAACCACAAACAAGAGAAGGAGUGGAUGAUAAGAGUGAAGCUAACGUAGAAAUAAAAUUCUUCGGAUCGUCAUUUUGGGAGGGAGAGUAUGAGAGCCAAGGAGAAUCAUUAGUCAUCCCAGGUCUUGAUAAGCCGGCGGUUUUGCACGAAGCAGGACUUCUUAUUACAGCCAAUGAUGGCAUCAAGCUGAAUAUCCAACGAUUAAAAGUAAACGGCAAAAUGAUAAACGCACAAAACUUUUUCAAAGCAAGUGAAAAGAAAGUAGCCCUAGAAAUGACUCCUGAUGAAAAGCAGUUCGUGGAAAGCGCUAGGGACAUAUGGAAAGCUAUUCUUAGAAUAGAUAUUGAUGAAGAUACUGACUUCUUUACUUCAGGCGCAGGAUCUAUGGAUGUAGUGAGACUAGUAGAAGAAAUCAAGGACUUAGCUAACUUAGAAUUACAAAACGAAGACAUUUACAUGAACACAACUUUCUUAGAAUUUUUCACAAUGGCCAUACUAAAAACUAGAGGCGGUUCAGGAAACGCUGAAGUAGAAUACGAUGGCAUACAGUUUGAAGCAAAUAAAAUGAAAAUAAAAUUUCCAACGCAACUGUUUAUAAAUGGUGAAUUCGUUAAUUCUGAUAGUGGGAAGAUGCUAACGAUAGUAAAUCCUACAGACGAGUCUGUGAUAUGUAAAGUACAAAGUGCAUCUCCCUCUGACGUAGACAAAGCUGUUAAAGCUGCGAAAAAGGCUUUCGAACAUGGGGAAUGGUCAAAGAUUAGCGCGAGGGAGAGGGGACAGAUGUUAUUCAAACUAGCAGAUUUAAUGGAGAAACACAAGGAAGAGCUGGCGACGAUAGAAUCUUUGGACUCCGGGGCGGUCUACACCCUAGCGUUGAAGACCCAUGUUGGCAUGUCUAUAGAUACGUGGAGGUACUUCGCUGGCUGGUGCGACAAGAUCCAGGGCGCCACGAUACCUAUCAACCAUGCUAGACCAAACAGAAACUUGACCCUAACGAAGAAAGAGCCGAUUGGCGUGUGCGCAUUGAUCACGCCAUGGAACUACCCCCUGAUGAUGCUGUCGUGGAAGAUGGCAGCUUGUUUGGCUGCUGGAAAUACAGUUGUGAUGAAGCCCGCUGCUGUAUGUCCUCUCACGGCGCUUAAGUUCGCCGAGCUCUGCGUGAAGGCUGGUAUUCCACCAGGUGUGGUGAAUAUCCUGCCGGGAGGUGGAGCGGUCUGCGGUCAAGCCCUCGCUGACCAUCCACUUGUCCGGAAACUUGGAUUUACGGGCAGUACUGAAAUAGGUCAAACCAUCAUGAAAUCGUGUGCGGUAUCAAACAUGAAAAAAGUAUCUCUGGAGCUGGGAGGAAAAUCUCCGCUAGUCAUAUUCGAAGACUGUGAUUUAGAUAAAGCUGUUAGAAACGGCAUGGCUUCAGUAUUCUUCAAUAAGGGUGAGAACUGCAUAGCAGCUGGUCGUCUGUUCGUAGAAGAGAGGAUACACGAUGAGUUCGUAAGAAGAGUAGUAGAGGAAACAAAGAAGAUUACGAUUGGUGAUCCCCUACACAGAGGCACAGCUCACGGACCUCAAAACCACAAGGCACAUAUGGACAAGCUUUUAGAGUAUUGCGAUCGAGGCGUCAAAGAGGGCGCGCGUCUCGUGUACGGCGGCAAGCGAGUGGCCAGGAAGGGGUAUUUCCUGGAGCCGACCAUCUUCACCGACGUCACCGACGACAUGUAUAUCGCCAAGGAGGAGUCUUUCGGACCAAUCAUGAUCAUCAGCAAGUUUAGCAGCAGGAACAUAGACGACGUGAUCCGCCGCGCCAACAACACAGAGUACGGUCUCGCCAGUGGCGUAUUCACGCGCGACGUGUCGAGGGCCCUGCAGUUCGCCGAGCGGAUAGACGCGGGCACGGUAUUCGUCAACACAUACAACAAGACCGAUGUCGCUGCGCCCUUCGGGGGCUUCAAACAGUCUGGAUUCGGAAAGGACUUAGGACAAGAGGCUCUCAAUGAAUACUUGAAGACGAAGUGCGUUACAAUAGAAUAUUAGAUUAGUAAUUUAGAACCUACUUAGCUGUAUGUAAAAAUUAAGUUAUUAAAAUGUAAAUAAGGAAUUCACCGAGAAAUGUAUAAAAAAUGUUUAAAA
Molecule: messenger RNA, 2940 nt
Organism: Aricia agestis (brown argus)
Lineage: Eukaryota; Metazoa; Arthropoda; Insecta; Lepidoptera; Lycaenidae
Product: cytosolic 10-formyltetrahydrofolate dehydrogenase
Exons: 15
Coding region: 61-2844 (927 amino acids)
Biological process (GO): one-carbon metabolic process; 10-formyltetrahydrofolate catabolic process; biosynthetic process
Cellular component (GO): cytoplasm
Molecular function (GO): formyltetrahydrofolate dehydrogenase activity; aldehyde dehydrogenase (NAD+) activity
Source: RefSeq, a predicted model, not a curated record